This is a messenger RNA of Pyricularia grisea, 1962 nucleotides long. RefSeq lists its product as uncharacterized. Gene Ontology annotation, molecular function: DNA-binding transcription factor activity, RNA polymerase II-specific; zinc ion binding. The record is from RefSeq and is a predicted model, not a curated record. Bases 344 to 1441 code for a protein of 365 amino acids. Gene Ontology annotation, biological process: regulation of DNA-templated transcription. The transcript has 2 exons. Lineage: Eukaryota; Fungi; Ascomycota; Sordariomycetes; Magnaporthales; Pyriculariaceae.
CAGAUUUUACCGCCGACUGGGCGGCGGGCUUGUACUCUUUGCCCCCUUUUUAUUCUUGUCGACUUCCCCUCCCUUCGUGUUCCCAUUCCACAAGGGAGCAAAAGGCCGCCUCUUCUGAUCAUUUGGCGCUAACUAUUGUUUACAACCUGCGUCCUUAUAAUCCCAACUAGACCAAGGCUGGGAUAAAAAUUGCCUUUUUUUUAUAUUUUUUUUAGUACACGCACGAUUGAAGCUAGCUAGCUAGGUACCUAUUUAGAAGGUACUCAUACAAAGCCUGGUUCAAGCUCAAGUAGACCAGGGAGAAGGGAGGGGAAAAAAUAGAAAAAAAAGAAAAAGAAAAAUCAUGGCCAGCCAGGCAAGCCAGGUACCAACACCUGCAACAGCGGGGUCUGCUCCCGCAUCAGCCACCGCAUCAAGCCAGACUGAUGAGCGGAAAAGGCGGCGCCCAAGAGCGCAGGGCGCGUUAAAAUCUCGAACAGGAUGUCGCACUUGCAAAAAAAGGCAUCGCAAAUGUGACGAGACCCGGCCCGGAUGUCUUCAAUGCUCCGUGUCUGGGUGGAAAUGCGACUACCUGGAUGAUGUUAGCGCUCCGGCACAGGCUCCGAGCCAGUCAGCGACUGACGGGCGUAUUGUUGCAGCGUUGGCCCAGUUUAAUAACUACCCUCCAUCCGCGAAGCCGCCUCUCGGGCCUGGUUCCUUGAACAGCCUUGUGCGGCCGCCGCCUAGCUUCUUGUCCCAGCUGAGCAGCGCCGAGAGCUCGGGACUUGCGCACUUCAAGUUCAACAUGCAGAUGGUACACCUGGCCAACAACGUGCCUGCGUUUGAGAAGACCCUGAUCCGCAGCAUAUAUACGGAGCCCGCAAUCCGCCACGUCGGCAUCGCGUCUUCGGUGGCCUUCAACCACGACCACUGGAACGGGACGUCGCCCAUUACCCCCGAUGUUCUCAGGAAGAUCCUCUUGGGUUGCAACAUGGCGAUCCGGGAGCUGGGCAGGCCUGGAGACGCCUCGUCGUCUGCAUCCUCACGGCCCCCGGAGCUUUCGUUACUCGUCGGCACGGUCCUUGCCGCCUGUUCUUGGCACCUCGGCGACUGCGACCAGCUGACCGGUCACCUGCGCGGGAUGCUCCGGAUCCUACUGGAGAAGCGCGGCGCAAAGCUGGUGGCGUCGGAGGACGUCGAGGCCGCCAAGGAGAUCCCCGCCUACGAGAUGAGCCGGCAAGCGACGCUGGGGGCGGCUUACAUAACGUGGAUCCGGGCGCUGGAUAGGUUUUUGGCGUGGAAGCCCGAGGAACCGGCGGAUGAGCUGGACGAGGUCAUGCUCCAGCUGAAUUCGCUGCUCGACCGGUCCAGGGAGCUCGACAUGACCGAGGCGGGCUACAAGGUUGUCUCGACGCACACUCAUCGCUCUACUUUUACUUGGGACGUUGGUCGGCGGAGUUAAGGGCGAGGAUGCAUUAUUGGGUUAGCUCUAGUCGUGAGAUUACCGGGAUUGCCUUGUUGAGAUUGACCUUCUUUACAGGCCGGUCGCUUGCCCAUUGUUGAGCUGUUUGGUGAACAGCAGACAGAAGAAGAAGAAAAAAGCAAAGGGACCUGGCAGCGCAUCUUGCCGGGAUACGAUAUCGACGUUGCCUCAGGAUAUCCUGGGCUUUUACCUGUCAGACAAGAUAAGAUAGAUGCAAGUAUUUUCUAGGGUAUUGGAAAUGACGACGACAUGUGGUAAAACUUGGUAUUAUCCGCCAUAAACUAUGUACAGACCUCUCUUGUACUAUGGUACGUAGUAGCUACCUUCGAAGUGUAAAGUUUCACAAAAUUAAGGUUUAAAUGUGCGAGCUCAAGCUGAAAUUCUCCGGGACACAAUUUGAGUUUUUUUUCUCUUUCUUUUUCUUUCUUUUGUGCUCAGUUGUGACCCCUGGUAUCGAAUCAUACUGGUGUAAUCGCUAGGUAUGGGUUCAUGCGCUGGAC